Molecule: messenger RNA, 557 nt
Organism: Amaranthus tricolor (Joseph's coat)
Lineage: Eukaryota; Viridiplantae; Streptophyta; Magnoliopsida; Caryophyllales; Amaranthaceae
Exons: 2
Coding region: 41-418 (125 amino acids)
Source: RefSeq, a predicted model, not a curated record
UGUUACUUCAAUUAUAUUAGUAGCAGCAUUGCUUAUCAUCAUGGUGUCUCCUAUUCCUACAUCAGUUCUUGCUUCUGGGCGAUACACUGCUCUUCUUAGUCAGCCACUAAAAGAAGGCAAUCAAACUGGUAAUAAUUAUCUGGUGCUGAGAUUACCAUUAGGAAUCAAGAUUGCUCUAUCAACUUCCAUUGUUGCCUUAAUCUUUCUGGUUUAUUGGGUUUGGAAAUGUUUUGGAAUAAAGUGCGAGCUAUCAGUAAAGCAUGGACGCGAGAAUGGUGGAACAACACAUACAUCCAGAGCAGGAAUCGAGCUUUCAGAAAGAGUGAAUGAUGAAACAGAUAAUCCAGAAGAGAAUAACUCCGAUGAGCAAUGCAGGAAUGAAGAUGAUGUGUUUUCCAUCACCGUUUUGGAUAGCUAAGGCUUCAAAGAUUACUGUUUUUACUUGACCAAUACUUUUAGGUUUGUCACUAAUAGUUGUAUUUCUUUGAGUGCUCAUUUUUAUGAUGAUAGAUAUUAUGUUAUAAAUUCAUCAUUUAAUUUAUGAUUAAAUUAUAUGA